AUGGACCGCAAGGCCUUUGAUAUUCAGCCCAUUGGUCGCUUCUACGAAGCUAGCGCUGCCAUUCGACGUCCGAAGGAGAUUGCAUGUUUCUCUUACGAUGAUGAGCAUAAGUUCCAUCUCGGAGACUCAUCGAUGAAAUACUACUAUCCGCCAUGCCUCCCCGCGGACCUGAACCGCGGUUUCGAGUCAUUUCAAAAGCUAGAUGAUUCAGCUGAUGAGCAUCUAGACGCUCUGCUCGAAACAGUCAUGGCUCUGGAACAAGAAACCCAGAAGAAAUGUGAAGCUGAUAUCAUCACAUGGAGAGGCAUGAUGACCAAGAUCCUUGCAGCUCCUUUUGAUAACUUGAAUGGAUUUGAAAUGAACGCAACCUGCUUCCAGGGCACAAUAUUUAUCGAAGAGAACAACAGCUACAAAAAUGAGCAGAAACGAGUUCAGAAGAACCAACGAAUGCCUCCGGGAAUGGCGUCUCAGGAUCUGAUGGCCUACUGGGGCUAUAAAUUCGAGACUCUGUCAGUGCUCGAUCAGCCAUGGGACCCGACUCCUCGCAGAGAGAUUGAAAACCGAGAGGAGCUCAUUGUAAACAACAAUGCCCAGUAUUGUUCAGUGGUGCGCACUGCCAUCGGCCGCGCACGCCUAGUUAUUGGUGGGGAGGUAGAUGCAAUCUGGGAUUGCAAACCUGAGCGAAAAGAAGAUCCUAUCCAUUGGGUAGAACUGAAAACUUCCGCCGAAAUAAGGAAUGACCGGGACAUGGUCAAAUACGAAAGAAAGCUUCUGAAAUUCUGGGCCCAGUCAUUCUUGCUCGGUGUACCCAAAAUCAUUGUCGGCUUUCGGGACCAACAAGGUAUCGUCCAUCGCCUUGAGGAGCUCGAGACUGCUGCCAUACCCGGAAAAGUCAAGAAGCUUGGCCGGGGGACUUGGGACGGAAAUAUUUGCAUUAACUUUGCUGCCACCUUCCUUGAAUGGCUUAAAACUACUAUCCAAGAGGAAGGCACAUGGAGAAUACGCAAACGUGAGAAAUCGUCACUAAUCGAAGUCUUUAAGGUGGAAGAGAGUGGAACUGGCGAUAUCAUCUCACCAGCAUUUUCAGCCUGGAGAUCCAAAUCUUGAGCCAUGCAAACGCUGAAUCAUUGACGAUUUUCUCAUUUCCAAUGGUCCUGCGUCUGUGGACUACUCCAGUGAAAGGGAAUGUCGGUUCUCACCCAGUCGCGCAAAAGUGAUAGGGCUGC
Messenger RNA from Aspergillus costaricaensis CBS 115574, 1226 nucleotides. Its product is annotated as DXO/RAI1 family decapping nuclease. Gene Ontology annotation, biological process: nuclear-transcribed mRNA catabolic process; NAD-cap decapping. The coding region runs from base 1 to 1107 and encodes 368 amino acids. The transcript has 9 exons. The record is from RefSeq and is a predicted model, not a curated record. Gene Ontology annotation, cellular component: cytosol; nucleus. Gene Ontology annotation, molecular function: mRNA 5'-diphosphatase activity. NCBI's taxonomy places the organism in Eukaryota, Fungi, Ascomycota, Eurotiomycetes, Eurotiales, Aspergillaceae.